This is a messenger RNA of Populus nigra (black poplar), 525 nucleotides long. RefSeq names its product F-box protein At3g08750-like. The record is from RefSeq and is a predicted model, not a curated record. The transcript has a single exon. Lineage: Eukaryota; Viridiplantae; Streptophyta; Magnoliopsida; Malpighiales; Salicaceae. The coding region runs from base 1 to 525 and encodes 174 amino acids. Gene Ontology annotation, molecular function: protein binding.
AUGUUGAAAGGAAAGGCAAUCAAGAUCGAAGAUCCAUUACCUGAAGAUUUGAUAACUGAGAUUCUAUCAUGGCUGCCGGUGAAAGCUCUACUGCAAUUCCAGUGCGUUUGCAAGUCAUGGUAUGCGAUCAUUACAAGCCAAGCUUUCAUAUCCAAGCAUCUUAAUAAUUACUAUGACAACUAUGACGAUAGUGAUACUUUCCUUGCUCAGUAUUUCGUAACGAAAUUAGGAGAACUUGCGUUGUAUGAAUUCUUGGUAGAUGAAACAUCUACAAUUUUAUCAUACGAAGAACUGCGUGAUAGGCCCAUAUAUAAUUCCUUUAUCUGUAGUCCUUGCAAUGGGAUAUUCUACCUAGACCGUUAUUCUUAUAGGGAUCAUCGUGCUCUAUGGAACCCUGCAACCAAUGAACUGAAAACCAUACCUCCGCUAAUAAGGAAACCCAAUCUCCCAUCCCUUAGCUUUUAUGCUGGUGUCAAGGAAGUUUUUGGUUUUGGAUUUGAUAGAGUAACUAAAGAUUAUGAAUAG